AAAAAAAAAAAAAAGGCAUGAACAUAUCUACCAAAGGAACGUCUACCUUGUGUUGGACAACUACUGCGACUCUCAACGGUUGGUUGGAAGAGAGAGGGACGUCUCCUCCGCCAUUUUCUCUAUUCGUGAAGCAAACCUUGACGACUGACUUUGUUGCUUCAGAUCUCCAUUUCCUGCUUUCAAUCUCCCUCGAUCUUCCCUAGGGUUAUUCUCUCUCUUCCUUCCUUCCCCUUAUUUAUGAAGAUGGAUUAGAGAUCACUCUCCUGCACCACCUACUGUUCUACAGUUUUGGAACUGGUACGCGGAACUAAGAUGGUGGUUUCUGGGCCAAUUACCCCUGGCCAGGUGUCUUUUUUGCUUGGGUUCAUUCAAAUUUUUGUGGCAUGGUUAUAUUCCGAGUUUUUAGAGUACAAGAAGUCUCCAUCUCCUCUAAAAGUUCAUUCAGAUAAUAAUCUGGUUGAACUGGGAAAUGAGACAGUGAAAGAUGAGGAUCAGGCAAUUUUGCUGGAAGGAGGCCUUACAAAAUCAGCAUCGGCAAAGUUUCAUAGCUCAUCUGUCAGGACAAAUUUAAUCAGGUUUCUGACAAUGGAUGAAUCUUUUUUGCUAGAACAUCGAGCAUUGUUGAGGGCAAUGUCUGAGUUUGGGUCAAUUCUUUUGUAUUUCUACAUAUGUGACCGCACAAAUUUUUUGGCAGAAUCCACCAAGAAAUACAAUCGUGAUCUUUUCCUCUUUCUCUACGUUCUUCUUAUCAUAGUUUCAGCAAUGACAUCUCUCAAAAAACAUAGUGAUAAGUCAGCAUUCUCUGGAAAAUCGCUGCUUUACCUUAAUCGACAUCAGACUGAAGAAUGGAAAGGAUGGAUGCAGGUUUUAUUUCUAAUGUAUCAUUACUUUGCUGCAACGGAGAUAUACAAUGCAAUACGUGUAUUUAUUGCUGCAUAUGUCUGGAUGACUGGAUUCGGAAACUUCUCCUAUUACUACAUAAGAAAGGAUUUUAGCCUUGCACGCUUUGCUCAGAUGAUGUGGCGGUUAAAUUUCUUUGUGGCAUUUUGCUGUAUAGUUCUUAAUAAUGACUAUAUGCUGUACUAUAUCUGCCCAAUGCACACUCUUUUCACACUCAUGGUGUAUGGAGCCCUCAGUAUUUUUCACCAGUACAAUGAGAAUAGAUCAGUGAUGGCUGUGAAGAUUCUUGCAUCCUUUCUCGUGGUUAUACUGAUUUGGGAGAUUCCUGGGGUUUUUGACAUUUUCUGGCGUCCUUUAACAUUUAUAUUAGGGUACAGUGAUCCAGAUCCUGCAAAACAAAAUCUUCCUCAAUUGCAUGAAUGGCACUUUAGAUCUGGGCUGGAUCGCUAUAUAUGGAUCAUUGGAAUGAUAUAUGCAUAUUACCACCCCAAUGUUGAGAAGUGGAUGGAGAAGUUGGAAGAAUCUGAACCCAAGCGGAAACUCACGAUCAAAACAAGCAUUGUUGGAGUUUCUCUGUUUGUUGGAUAUCUGUGGUACGAAUAUAUAUACAAGCUGGACAAAGCUACAUACAACAAAUUCCAUCCCUACACAUCAUGGAUUCCCAUAACUGUUUACAUUUGCCUGAGGAAUUUCACACAGAAGCUUCGGAAUUUCUCUUUAACUCUCUUUGCGUGGCUUGGCAAGAUUACUCUGGAGACAUAUAUUUCCCAGUUCCACAUCUGGUUGAGAUCAAGUACGCCUAAUGGACAACCUAAGUGGCUGCUUUCACUUAUCCCAGAAGACUAUCCACUGCUCAACUUCAUGCUCACAACUACAAUUUACAUUUUAAUAUCCCAUAGGAUAUUUGAGCUAACCAAUUCGCUUAAGACCAUGUUUGUACCCACAAAAGACAAUGGAAAGCUGUUGUAUAAUUUUCUUGCUGGAGUUGCCAUUUCUGUGUGUUUGUAUUGCAUUGCCCUGGUUCUGCUUCAGAUCCCUCAUUGAUCAGCCUGAUAGAGCAGGACCCAGGAGGAAGUCAUGAAGAGAUCUUUGUUGGAGGGCAUGAACAAGAUAUAGAUGGAGUAAAAUAAGGAGCUUGGAAGAUGCUACUCGCAAAUCUUGCUUUCAAGCUUUGAGGAAAAGCUCACUCCCGUUGCUGUUGUAAAGAUGAAAGAAAGUGUUCUUUGCCAUUGAAAAGGCAGGCAAAGAAUAGGGGUUCCCAAGAAAAGGAAUUUGGUAAUAUUGUGGACAAUUGCCAUAUAUUAUUUGUCUUUUUCUCCCCCAUUUAUUUUUGUUAAUCAUUAAUGAAAAAAAAAACAAAAAGGUAGGCUCCUGUGACAUAGAUUUGUUGUCUGGUAUUGAACAAUUCCACCAGUCAUUAGCAAUGCAUUUUUUCAUUUAGAAA
Molecule: messenger RNA, 2344 nt
Organism: Malania oleifera
Lineage: Eukaryota; Viridiplantae; Streptophyta; Magnoliopsida; Santalales; Ximeniaceae
Product: protein REDUCED WALL ACETYLATION 3-like
Exons: 17
Coding region: 313-1944 (543 amino acids)
Biological process (GO): xylan biosynthetic process; xyloglucan metabolic process; plant-type secondary cell wall biogenesis
Cellular component (GO): Golgi apparatus
Molecular function (GO): acetyltransferase activity
Source: RefSeq, a predicted model, not a curated record